Pipistrellus kuhlii (Kuhl's pipistrelle) is the source of this 2364-nucleotide messenger RNA. RefSeq names its product NMDA receptor synaptonuclear signaling and neuronal migration factor (gene NSMF). The record is from RefSeq and is a predicted model, not a curated record. Bases 16 to 1830 code for a protein of 604 amino acids. The transcript is spliced from 15 exons. Gene Ontology annotation, biological process: regulation of neuronal synaptic plasticity; positive regulation of neuron migration. Lineage: Eukaryota; Metazoa; Chordata; Mammalia; Chiroptera; Vespertilionidae. Gene Ontology annotation, molecular function: protein binding. Gene Ontology annotation, cellular component: cytoplasm; nucleus.
CCUGCCCUGGUGCGGAUGGACGGAAGGACACUGUUGGCGGAGCUGCCACCCAGUCCUGACGUCAGGAGGGCGGCCAGGGUGCAGGACCGCCCGCCCCGCCCCGCCCCGCCCCUGACGUCACGGCGGGCGGAGCAUCGCCCCCGGGCCUGGCCGCGCUCCGGUCGGGCUCGGCUCCGGCUCCCGGUGCGGGACGCGGAGGGCCCGGGACCAUGCGAGCCCCCGGCCCGAGCCCCCGUGCGGCCCGGCUCCCCCGGUGGCGGCGGCGGGCGCGGGGCGCGCUCUGAGCCCGGGGAUGCGCCGGCGCCUCGACCAUGGGCGCCGCCGCCUCCCGGAGGAGGGCGCUGCGGAGCGAGGCCAUGUCCUCCGUGGCGGCCAAAGUGCGACCACCUGCUGGCCGAUGCCUACUCUGGCCACGAAGGGUCCCCCGAGAUGCAGCCGGCCCCCCAGAUCAAGCGCCGCCUCUCGCUCGUCUCCAAGGGCAGCCUCUCGGAGGAGGGGGCCAUUGGGAAGCCGGCGGGCGAGGGCCCCCAGCCCCGUGUGUACACCAUCUCGGGGGAGCCCGCCCUGCUGCCCGGCCCCGAGGCUGAGGCCAUUGAGCUGGCCGUGGUGAAGGGGCGGCGGCGCCGGGAGCAGCACCCGCCCCCCCACAGCCAGUCCCUGCGCGGCAGCCGCGAGAACGUGGGCACAGCCUGCCCGAGCUGGGCGGGCAGCCGCCAGGGCUCCCAGGACUGUCCGGAGUGCGCCCCGCUGGCCCCGGGCCCCUCCCCUCGGGCCUUCGGGCUGGACCAGCCGCCCCGGCCCCAGGCCACCGGCCGCCGCAAGAAGCUGGAGAGGAUGUACAGUGUCGACCGCGUGUCUGAUGACGCCCCCACCCCCAUCCGCACCUGGUUCCCCAAGGAAAACCUCUUCAGCUUCCAGACCGCAACCACAACUAUGCAAGCCAUCUCGGUGUUCAGGGGCUACGCGGAGAGGAAGCGCCGGAAACGGGAGAAUCAUUCCGCGUCCGUAAUCCAGAGGAACUUCCGGAAGCACCUGCGCAUGGUCGGCAGCCGGAGGGUGAAGGCCCAGACGUUCGCCGAGCGGCGCGAGCGCAGCUUCAGCCGGUCCUGGAGCGACCCCACCCCCAUGAAAGCCGACACUUCCCACGACUCCCGCGACAGCGGCGACCUGCAGAGCUCGCACUGCACCCUGGACGAGGCCUUCGAGGACCUGGACUGGGAGGCCGAGAAGGGCCUGGAGGCGGAGGCCUGCGAGGCGGAGGGCUUCCUGCCGCCCAAGGUCAUGCUCAUCUCCUCCAAGGUGCCCAGAGCGGAGUACAUCCCCACCAUCAUCCGCAGGGACGACCCGUCCAUCAUCCCCAUCCUCUAUGACCACGAGCACGCGACCUUCGAGGACAUCCUGGAGGAGAUAGAGAAGAAGCUGAACAUCUACCACAAGGGCGCCAAGAUCUGGAAGAUGCUCAUAUUCUGCCAGGGCGGCCCGGGGCACCUGUACCUGCUCAAGAACAAGGUGGCCACCUUCGCCAAGGUGGAGAAGGAGGAGGACAUGAUCCACUUCUGGAAGCGGUUGAGCCGCUUGAUGAGCAAAGUGAACCCAGAGCCAAACGUCAUCCACAUCAUGGGCUGCUACAUUCUGGGGAAUCCCAACGGGGAGAAGCUGUUCCAGAACCUCAGGACCCUCAUGACCCCUUACAAGGUCAUCUUUGAGUCCCCCCUGGAGCUGUCGGCCCAAGGGAAGCAGAUGAUCGAGACCUACUUCGACUUCCGGCUGUACCGCCUGUGGAAGAGCCGCCAGCACUCGAAGCUGCUGGACUUCGAGGACGGGCUGUGAGGGCAGGGCCGCCGCCGCCGUCCUGGCGCCCGGUCCGGCCCGGGCCCCGCCGGCGGCCUCGGCUCAGGGUCCGCCGCCGCCGCCGCCGCAGAACAAGUGCCAUUUCCUCCGGCCCCUCGAGCCAGUGACGUGCCGCCGGCCCGGGUGCCCGCCCUGCGAACCCAUCACCAGCACCGGGCAAUGGGGGCGCCGGGUCGGCUCGCGUGCGCCCUCUGCCGGCCUGUCCCCAGCGUGUCCAGGCCGGAGGGCGGGCGGGGGGAGGGGGUCCAUCCAGGGCUGGGUCCCCGGGUGAGACCCGCCCGCUGCAUGGGGGCCGGACCCCACCUCCAGGCCCAGGAGCCGCGCUGGUGGGCGGGCUGGCACCUGCCCCGCGCGGGCGGCUCUGUGCAUACAGCGGGCGCCGGGGGCAGGUCCCCCUUGCAGAGCCUGGUCUGAGGGCACCUGGCUGUGCCCGAGGCUGCGGGCAGGCGGGUGGCCGGGCUCUGUCCGUGUCCGAUGUCCGUAGAGUGACCAUUAAAGCUGACCCUCCGCUGC